Molecule: messenger RNA, 811 nt
Organism: Drosophila eugracilis
Lineage: Eukaryota; Metazoa; Arthropoda; Insecta; Diptera; Drosophilidae
Exons: 3
Coding region: 116-811 (231 amino acids)
Source: RefSeq, a predicted model, not a curated record
CUCAAGUCAAUCUGAAAGGUAUAGUCAUCCCUUUCUACAAGUAAAUUUGGAACGAAUACAGGAAUAUUUUAUUUAAACUUUUCAUUUCAAUAAGAAGCAAAAAUUAUAUUUAAAAAUGGAGUCGCAAGGUGUUCCCUUUUCCAAUGAUGUCCCGGAGACAAGUGUUGACGAUUCUUCGGACACUUACCUUACUCUCCAUUUCCCUGUGGCCGAUGUUUGCAAGGUCAUGUCUGAAAUCGGAGGACCAGUCCUGUUGAGCAAGUUGGUGGCCCACUUCGAGGGUAAGAUGGCAGUUGGAGUUAGGCACAAGGCGUCGAAGUUUGUAUGCCAGUCGCUCGUAGAGGGCCUUAAUCAAAAGAAAAUAGGAAAGCGAAAUGGAAAGUUCGUGCUUCCAGAGUUAUUCAAAGAGGAAGAGAGCGCGGAGGACAUACUGUACAUAGCUGAAGAACAACCAGCACCAACUUCAGGACAAGGGAAGAGCGAGCUCUCAAAGAUGUUUUCGAAAAUGUAUGAGGUUGAUCGCACUUACAAAAAGGGUCAAGAACGGAUUAAGAUGUACGAGUUCCUUAAGAAGGAAAUUAAGUUUGUCGAAGAACUGAUGGCCGCAUCUCCAGAAGAUCAUAGGAAAUUUUCCAUGGCACUGGAUUGGCUGAUUCGCAUGGAAGCAAGUGAGAAAGAAGAAGCUUUAGACGCUCAGAAAGUUUAUGACUCUAAUGGAAGAUUAGUCGCCGUAAAGGAAGAUGACGGCCGACUUGUUAAUCAGUUUGGGAUUUGGCCACUUGAAAAGUUCCGUUACAACCUAGUUGAGUGA